Molecule: messenger RNA, 1466 nt
Organism: Anneissia japonica
Lineage: Eukaryota; Metazoa; Echinodermata; Crinoidea; Comatulida; Comatulidae
Product: E3 ubiquitin-protein ligase CCNB1IP1-like
Exons: 8
Coding region: 114-836 (240 amino acids)
Biological process (GO): reciprocal meiotic recombination
Cellular component (GO): synaptonemal complex
Molecular function (GO): ubiquitin protein ligase activity
Source: RefSeq, a predicted model, not a curated record
UUGAAGUGCGUCGGACCGGGCGCAAUAAGUCUUUCCCCCGACCUAGGAAGAGGAUCGGAAAAUCAGUGCGUUCUGUUCUUCACGACAUUUCUUUUCUCUUUGCAAGUUAAAUUAUGGAUUUUGAUAUGGUGUGUAAUUCCAAGAAGUGCCGCAAAAGACUGUCAGGUUUUGCAUGGGUUACAUCAUGUUCUCAUAUAUUUUGUGAUGAAGAUGGGGCAAGAGAAUUCAAUAAAUCCUAUUCCUGUCCUGCUUGUGAAUCAAACUUGUCAAGUAAAUUAGACAUCAUCCGCAUUGACUUGUCACCAAGCGAGCAGUACAAGUCCAUGGUACUUGCAGGUCAAAGGCCAGAAGUCGUCUUAGAAGUUUCUGCAAGGGCUAUCGCUUUCUGGACAUAUCAGGUUCAUCAGGAGAGAGUAUUUCAGGAGUACACAAUUAACAAGACUAAGGACAGACAAAAUCAGAUGGAAAAGUACUAUGAACAGGUGAUAUCCAGGACACAAAGUGACUUAGAAUUGCUCAAAAGCGAGAUUUCUACAACUAGGAAAGAACUUGAGAAUAGUGAAAAGCGUUUGAAUGAAGUAUCUGGAAAAUUGCUGGAAAGAAACAGGCAGUACCAGAAAUUACAGAGUAUGUACGAUUCACUUAGACGACGAAGCUUAUCGGUGAAUAACCUUGCAUCAUCAGUGCAGUCUAACUUCUCCGCUCAUACAUUUCCCGCAAGAGACCAAGAACUAACGAAUUUCAAAGGAACAGAUGGGCGGUCUGAUGCAAGACUAUCACCAGCCCAGCGUAAGUACAGUACCAGGUUUCUUGGUGUCAUGUGGCACAGCAGUUAAAGCUUCGACUCCAACGACCUCUCUUUAAUGGGUACAGGUACCUGGUAAGAGGCAGUUCAGCAUGGAAUUGGUAGUGCUGAAUUACAGUAUAUUCUCGCGUAUACUACUACCCCUGUUUCACUCAGAAUAACUAGUAACAGAUAACAGAUGAUCUGCACAAACAUAAUUUAAAAAUUAAAAAAUGAUGUGUUGCAGAUACAAAACCACCCUGUUUUUGAUCUAAUUUGCUAUUUUUAACCUCAUAACAGCGCGAAUGUACAGCAAAGGCAGUUGCAUGUUGUAAUUGAAUCCAUAUCCAAUGAUUAGGGGGAAAACGCAAAUGUCGGUAUUAAUUUCUGUAUGUGGAAUUAAUAACCAAGUCGUCUUCAGAAUUACAGGUGUUUUUGGCAUUAGUUUUAAUCCGUUUAUGGACAUCACCCAUCAUAAUAUGCAUUUUGGCUGGUAAAAUGUAUAGUAACUGAUGCUAUAGGUAAAAUUUGGGUAUGCAUAAUUUUGGUCUAAUUAAUAGGCACUACCUCGUGCUAAUUUGUUAUUACAAUUUCAGGAGAGUUUGUUCUGAAUCCAAGCAUAGGACCAUCAAGGUCUAUUCCAUCAAAUGAUAACCUAGCAGGUGUACAAGAGAGAUUCAGA